AUGAAGCUGACCAAAGCCCAGUACGAUGAAAUUGCCCAGUUCCUGGGCCACGUGCAACCCACCCGGCAGAGCCUGAGGAAACUGAAGGAGAAGUUCCCUAGUCAAUCGCAGUCCACUCUGCUGAGCAUCUUCUCCCAGGAGUACCAGAAACAAAUCAAAAGAACCCAUGCCAAGCAUCACACUGCUGAAGCUAUGGAAACUUACUACCAAAGGUACCUGAAUGGGGUGAUGAAAAAUGCAGCUGCCCCGGUAUUACUGGAGCUGGCCAAUGAGGUGGACUUUGCCCCAUCAUUGAUGGCUCGCAUUGUGUUAGAAAGGUUCCUACAAGAAAAAGACCAAGCCAUCCCCUCCAAAACCCUUAUAAAUAGUAUGCUACGGGACCCUUCUCAGAUUCCAGAUGGAGUUCUAGCAAAUCAAGUCUAUCAGUGCACUGUGAAUGACUGCUGUUAUGGACCACUGGUGGACUGCAUCAAACACGCCAUUGGACACGAGCAUGAAGUCUUGCUGCGAGAAAUGCUCUUGGAAAGAAAUCUCUCUUUCAUAGCUGAAGAUCAGCUUCGUGCAAAGGGUUAUGACAAAACACCAGACUUCAUUUUAGAAGUCCCAGUAGCUGUUGAAGGACACAUCAUUCACUGGAUUGAAAGCAAAGCCUCAUUUGGUGAUGAAAGCAGCCACCAAGCCUACUUGCAGGACCAGUUUUGGAGCUACUGGAACAGGUUUGGCCCUGGCUUGGUCAUCUACUGGUAUGGCUUUAUUGAAGAGCUGGACUGCCAUCGGGAGCGUGGCAUCCUGCUCAAAGACUGCUUCCCGGCUGACAUCGUGACUCUGCGCCACAGCAUGGCUCAGCGCUGA
This is a messenger RNA of Indicator indicator, 852 nucleotides long. RefSeq names its product CDAN1 interacting nuclease 1 (gene CDIN1). Lineage: Eukaryota; Metazoa; Chordata; Aves; Piciformes; Indicatoridae. Gene Ontology annotation, biological process: erythrocyte differentiation. The record is from RefSeq and is a predicted model, not a curated record. The coding region runs from base 1 to 852 and encodes 283 amino acids. Gene Ontology annotation, cellular component: nucleus; cytoplasm. The transcript has 11 exons.